This is a messenger RNA of Syngnathoides biaculeatus (alligator pipefish), 3242 nucleotides long. It is a transcript of the gene rasef, whose product is annotated as RAS and EF-hand domain containing. Gene Ontology annotation, molecular function: calcium ion binding; GTPase activity; GTP binding. The transcript has 17 exons. The record is from RefSeq and is a predicted model, not a curated record. NCBI's taxonomy places the organism in Eukaryota, Metazoa, Chordata, Actinopteri, Syngnathiformes, Syngnathidae. The coding region runs from base 58 to 2277 and encodes 739 amino acids.
ACCGAGCGGGACUAAAGUUUCUCAUUUUCCCCCGUCAGCGUGCCCCGCGCCAAGGUGAUGAGCGCCGAGGAGCGCGAGCGUCUGCGCGCCCUCUUCCACGUCUACGACGCCGACCAGUCGGGCAGCAUCGAGCGCGGCGAGUUCUUCACCAUCUGCACGGAGCUGCAGGUCAGCCCCAGCGAGGCCGAGCGCCUCUUCAACCGGCUCGACGUCGACCGGGACGGCACCAUCACGCUGCCGGAGUUCCUCGGCGGCUUCCACCAGCGGCACCGCACGGACGCCGAGCUGGAGCCGAGACGGGAAGAUGACGACGGCGAGGGCGACCGCCGGGAGUCGCGCGGCGCCGCCACGGCCGCCGCCGCCCCCGCCGCCGCCUGGGAGGACUUCGCAGCCCGGAUGGGCGAGCACGUCAACUUUAUUCCAAAACACGAGCCAGUGUCGACGUUGUACCAGAACGUGAGCGUGAACGAGCCCCGGCUCGUCCCUCAGCUGGAGAAAGUCGUGUUCAGCUUCACCAAGGAGAUCAAGCAGCAGAAUGCCGAAAUGGAGAACCUGGCGCUGGCCAUCAGGCGAGCGCAGGAUCAAGCGUCCAUGCAGCUGAGCGAGAUGGAGGAGGAGAUGGACCAGCGCAUCCAAAGCACCGAGAGGAAAGUCCGCGAGCAGGAGAAAAAGCGAGGGGAGGCGGAACUUGACGAGUUGCGGAGAACGUAUGAGACGGAAGUCUGUGAGCUCCAAUGUAAGAUCCAAAGAAUGCAAAUGAUUGAGGAGAAGUACAAGAUCAUCACGGUGAAGGACGAGAGUCCGGCCCUGAAGAAGAAAAUCAACGAGCUGACGUUGGAGAAUCAACGCCUGAAGCAGGAGCUGCUCAAGUCUCAGACCAAAGUGGCGUGUCUGCAGAGCGACAUGGACUCCCUCAAGACCGAGCUCGCCGACCAGAGCAUCACCUCGGAAAGAGACGAGGAGCUGAUGAAGCAGUUUUCUGACGAACGAGACAUCCUGGAGAGCCAGAUUGAGAUCCUGCAGGAGGCGAACAGGAAGCUCCACGACAGCAACGACGGCCUGAGGGCUGCUUUGGAGAGGACCACCAAGUCAAGUAGCAGCGGCCUUGUCGGCACCACGAAGGACAGAAACAGAAGUAAAAGCAUCGGCUACCCGUCGCCGUACGCUCUGGACAGGUUCUGCCAGCGCCCCGACGACUACCCUGUUUUCGGGCGGCGGCCCAGCAGCGACUCGCUGGCGCUGGCCCUGUGCGACCCGGGCCUGAAGCGGCGCAACAGCAGCGAGUGCGAGGAGGAGAGCCUGCCGGAGAUCUACGUGGACAGCGGCCUGUCCACGCUGCGGGGCUCGCACGGCGGCUACGACUCGGAGCAGGAGGUCAAAGGUCAGGGCGAGGAGGACGAGGACGAGGCGCGGGCGGAGGAGACGCCCAGCAAGAAAAGGAAGGAGGCGGUCAACAAACGCUUGAUCGAGGAGACCUCCGAGGAUGAGCCGGCGGAGACGCAGGACGCCGAGUCGGCGUUCGGCUCGGACAGCAGCUCCGUUCUGGACUGGAAGCCGUCCAAACCCGCGGGGCCGCCGGCGGUCCCGCCCUCCCCCUUCGCCUCGCCCACCCGAAAAGCCGUCAGCGCCAUCAGCGUGCGGAAGGUGGAGAAGGACAGCGGCGACCUGGGCUACAUGACGUCCGAGAAGGCCUACAGGAUCGUCCUGGCCGGCGACGCCGCCGUGGGCAAGUCCAGCUUCCUGCUGCGCCUCUGCAAGAACGAGUUCAAAGUCAACUCCAGCGCGACCCUCGGCGUUGAUUUCCAAAUGAAGACUUUCAUGGUGGACGGAGAGCCCACCCUGUUGCAAAUUUGGGACACGGCCGGACAAGAGAGAUUCCGCAGCAUCGCCAAGUCUUACUUCCGGCGAGCGGACGGCGUGCUGCUGCUGUACGACGUGACGUCCGAGCGGAGCUUCCUCAACGUGAGGGAGUGGGUGGACACCAUCGAGGACGUGUCUCAGGAGGACGUCCCCAUCAUGCUGGUUGGCAACAAAUGUGACCUGAGGCGAUCGGCACCCAACUGUGUGCCCACCAGCUACGGCGAGAAACUGGCCAUGACUUACAACACUUUGUUCUGCGAAACCAGCGCCAAAGAUGGCUCCAACAUCCUGGAAGCCGUGCUGCACCUGGCUCGGGAGGUGACCAAACACGCAAAGUUCGACGAGCAGCGUCGCGACCAGGCGCUGCCCAACUUAGACGCGCCCAGGAAGAAGCCCAACUUCUCCUGCUGUAACUGAGCCAGGAAUCGAGGAAGACGGAACGCAGCAAAAGGAACAACAACGAAAAGAGACCUUGUGGAUGUGCGGACAUUUCAAGUCGAGCAGAGCGCGACGGCAACUUGUGCCGUCGAUUGUCAAACUGCAGCCCGUCGUCAACUUUUCGGGGUUGACAUUCGCCACUCUGAGCUCCUUCGCCGUCAUUUUGCAGAUCCGACCGAUGAGAUGUGAACGAUUUAUUUGAACAUCCCUGUGAAAUGAUUUUUUUUUUUUUUUUUUUUUGUAUUUUAAGUGGACAUGACGCGUUGUUUGUUUUGUUUUAUGUGAAAGGACAAUUCUACAUUUGCUUGUUUUAUUGCGAUGAACUUAAACAGCAGUAGCACAGAAGCUAAUUGUCUGCAAUUUUACACUUUUAAAAAAUCUUUUUGCGCAAACUGCUAAUAUGAUCGUUGCCCUACAGUGUUACACAAAUUCAAGUGAUGACUUUUGAUUUUAGCAAGUGAAAAGAUGGAUGCUUCCUGUCUGUAUAUGUUUCUAUAAAUAAGAAUAAGAAUAAUAAGUGUAUUACGAAAGUCGCUGAUGAUGUAGUGGUACACACGCCUGCCUUGGGUGCGGGCAGCGUGAGUUCGAGUCCUGCUCGGUGAUGGUGUUGAUACCCGGUGACCAGUUCACGGUGUAGUUCGCCUUUCGCCCGAAGCUUCAGCUUUCCUGCAACCCUUGUGAGGAUAAGCGUCUUGGAUCAUAACAUGACAUAUCUGUGUUACUGUUCAUGUGUUUUCGUAUGAGCUCCAUAUUUCAUUUAAACUGGACUCUUUUCCUGUUGAGGUUCCCCGUCGGAGUUUGGGUUUUACAAGCUAGCCCAAACCCGACAGUUCAUGUCCAGGUUCACGUUUGAUUGUUAAUUUAUUGUUAUGAAAAUGCGACGCAGUGCAAUCUCGGUUGAAAGGAGUCACACAUUAAAGCCGUCAAUUAAAUCCGACAUGACG